Gilbertella persicaria is the source of this 969-nucleotide messenger RNA. RefSeq names its product Fcf2 pre-rRNA processing-domain-containing protein. The coding region runs from base 7 to 921 and encodes 304 amino acids. The record is from RefSeq and is a predicted model, not a curated record. Gene Ontology annotation, biological process: RNA processing. Lineage: Eukaryota; Fungi; Mucoromycota; Mucoromycetes; Mucorales; Choanephoraceae. The transcript has 2 exons. Gene Ontology annotation, molecular function: RNA binding. Gene Ontology annotation, cellular component: nucleolus.
UAAACCAUGUCCGAAAGACUUACACGUAGCCAAAGAAGAAAAAUCGAAGAUCAAACACAUCAAAAGGUCGAUUUAGAUCAUUUAGCCGAAAUCGACGUUAGUAAACUUGUUACUGAUAGCGAGAGUACUAUCAAAGACGAAGACAAUGUUCAACAAGAAAACAUUGCGCAAUACAAUGACACUGACUCUUCUUUAUCAGAAGAAGUAUUGAGUUCGGAAGAAGAGUCUUCUUCGUCUUCUUCAGAGGAUGAAGAAGAUCUCGACGAACUUUUGAAUAAAGCGCAACAAGCACUUGCUACACAAACAGAUAUGAUUCAGCUUGAUAAAGAAUCCAAUGACAAAAAUCUUAACACAAAACUUUCAAAGAUGAAUGCCGGUAUUUCUGUUGAUAAAGAAGUCUAUCUUAAGAAAGUCAAUGGAAGAGCAAGAUUAGUGCCUGAUGCUGUAGCACUUGUGGACGAUCAUGAAAAGGCAUCUAAAAAAGCAUCUGUUGUCUUGAAAGAAAGUAAUAAUUUAGAAAAGAGACCCUCUAAAAAAGAGCGUCAAGCAGAAAGAGAAAAGACAACAGGUAAAUCAUGGUUUGAUAUGCCCAAGGCAGACAUUACAGACGAAGUCAAGCGUGAUUUACAAGUACUCAAAAUGCGUCAUAUCUUGGAUCGUAAGCGACAUUAUAAGAAGAUGGGUAAACGCCCUGACCCCAAAUACUUUCAAAUCGGUACUAUCAUUGAAAGCCCUACUGAGUUCUUCUCUGCUCGUAUGACCAAUAAGGAACGCAAGCAAACUAUAGUGGACGAGUUGAUGGCCAGUGAUGAUAUGAAGCAAUACUAUAAACGCAAAUUUAAUGAAGUUCAAGAAAGAACAAACAGUGGAGGAAAGAAACAUUUCAAAAAACUCAAGGCUCAAAGACAGAAGAACAAAUAACUUUUUUUUUCACAUAUAUAAAAUCAUGUAUACAAUGUACAUCAUACC